GAGGCUACCAUAGUUGGUAUCCGAAUGGCACGCCGAAUGGCUGUCGAAAAUUACCGAGAGUAUGGAUGCUCUCUCUCAUGGCGGACUAUCCCUGCACUGUGGGGUUUAUGAAUACACAAGCCACAAUAUUCAACAUGCCAGCUGAACUCGUGGCUAUUGAGUUUCUGCACAGUGAACCGACUUGCCAUUUUGCGUUGCUUCCUCUCGAAAGCCGUUUAUUUUGACUUCACAUUUUCACCUCCCUCAUAAACUGCGGACUUCAUAAAAUACUGAAUGGUGAAGGACAGUACAGCCUGUGUGACAAGGGAUAAUGUCAUGGCUUGCUCAGAAUGAGUGAAGAAAAUACUUCAGCCGGGUCUGCAGUAGUGGAAGCGAUUCCGCCCGACGGCCCAGUAGGGGGCGUCCCACUUGCCAAACCCAUUCAUAUCCAGCGUCUGGAACACGCUGUUCGUUUGGACUCAUUUCUUGACUUUGUAGAUCAGUGCAUGGAAGAGCCCUUACUAGAGGGAAAAUCACCAGAAAAAGACAAAGAUUUAGAAGAGAUUGGAAGAGAAUUUGUGCCCAAGACUCUGCCAAACCCUGUCAUUGACCAGGGGUUCCUAUCAGAUGUUAAAUGUGACCAAGAUACUGUAAACAGUGAUACACUAGCCAAAGCAGAGAGAAGAGCAGACAAGAGGAAGUUUUUCAACUUUGGGAAAGUGAAGAAGAAUAGGAGGUGGCUCAAGGCCAUCCUGUUGAGUGAUUCAUCCGAUCUUGAGGAUGAGGAAGAAGAGGACAAGUCUCUCUCAAAAAAUGACCUCCGGGAAAUGCUGAGACUACAUAAAUUUGGGAGACAGUGUAAAAACCAGGUCUAUAUAGAAAGCGAACUUCAGCAAUAUCAGUACUACAGUGCAGGACUUCUGUCCAACUACGACAAAUUCCUGGACCAUCAGAGGACAAUCGUUGGUCCCAAGAAAGCUAAGAAAACUUCUAGCAGUAGUAAAAUCAAAGAAAAACUCAAGCGAGAGAGAGAUAGGAAAGAACUAAGUGAGGAUCAGGGUGAGCCACAGAUGAUGCAGGAGUGUGUCUCGGACUAUGAUGGCUCAGUAGCUGUGUUUCAGGAUGCUAAUAGAAAGUUCACCUCAAUCAAGGACGUUGAUGCCCGAAGGAAGAGAAUAUGGCUGGCCAUUGCAAAGAGAGAUAUCCCCAAGGCUCACAAACAUCGUGCUUCAGUGCACAACAACAUACUCACAAACUGUCGGAAGAUGGCUCAGGGGUGCCAGAAGGAGCUACGCCGAGCUGCCAUCCAGUCCCAGAGGGUGUGCAAGGAGACACCUUACAGGGCAAGACGUCUUACCCGUGAGAUGAUGGCAUUCUGGAAGCACUAUGAGAAGGUGGAGAAAGAACACCGCAGGAAGGCAGAGAAAGAAGCCCAGGAACAGAGAAGGAUUGACGAUGAGUUCAGAGAGGCAAAGCGAACGCAGCGUAAACUGAACUUCCUGAUCACCCAGACCGAACUCUAUGCUCAUUUCAUGAGCCGUAAGCUGACGGGCCAGGGAGAUGAGGAAAGGAAUCGUAUACUCAACAUGCUGGAUGAGAAGACACCUAAACGACUGCGUACUGUCAAACAGGGCCUACUUGUGGAUAUAGAAACAGAUGAUUAUGAUACUGAGACGAUGAAGCAACGUGCCUUAUUGAAUGUGACCCACGCAUACAACUCAUUUGAGAACUCCAAGAAUGAUUUUGAUACUGAAUUACAUUUGCCACAGCAAGACUCGGCAUUUAGUUUGUCUACUACAUCUAUGGACACGGAGCAGCAUCCGCAACCCUCCAUGUUCCGAGGGACCCUCAAGUCGUAUCAGCUUAAAGGGAUGAACUGGCUAAUCAACCUGUAUGACUGUGGUAUCAAUGGCAUUCUAGCUGAUGAGAUGGGUCUGGGGAAGACAGUACAGAGUAUUGCCUUUCUAGCUCAUCUAGCUGAGAGCCAAGGUAUCUGGGGUCCAUUUCUAGUGGUUGCACCAGCAUCAACUCUACACAACUGGACUCAAGAGUGCAGUAGAUUCGUGCCAAAGUUCAGGGUAUUGCCCUACUGGGGGAAUCCUCAGGACCGCAAGACUCUCCGCAAGUUCUGGGGUCAAAGCUCCUCUGUACUCCACACGGAACAAGCAGAGUUCCACAUCUUAGUGACCAGUUAUCAGCUGGUUGUACAGGACAUCAGGUAUUUCCAACGCAUCAAGUGGCAUUACAUGAUCCUUGAUGAGGCCCAAGCCAUCAAGAGCAGCUCUAGUGUUCGCUGGAGACUACUGCUAGGGUUCAACUGUAGGAACAGGCUUCUGCUCACCGGUACACCUAUCCAGAAUAGCAUGGCAGAGUUAUGGGCCUUGCUUCAUUUCAUCAUGCCAACUCUGUUUGAUAGCCAUGAAGAGUUCAACGAUUGGUUCUCUAAGGACAUAGAGAGUCAUGCAGAGAAACAGUCUGGAUUUGAUGAAGAGCAACUAUCUAGAUUGCACAUGAUACUGAAACCCUUCAUGUUGAGGAGAGUCAAGAAGGAUGUGGAGAACGAGCUCUCAGACAAGAUUGAGAUUCUGAUGUACUGUCAGCUGAGCACUCGUCAACGUCUCUUCUACCGAGCCAUCAAGAACAAGAUCUCCAUCGAAGACCUGUUCAAGUCUCACUACUCUACCACCGCGCAGACACAGACCAAUAAUCUCAUGAACCUUGUCAUGCAGUUCAGGAAGGUGUGCAAUCAUCCUGAGCUGUUUGAGAGAAGGGACACCAGUUCUCCAUUCCACACUCAUCUUGAUGAGGUUACACUACCAAGGUUACUGCUGCAAGAUAUCAUCCAAAACCAGCCUCUGAGAAACAAGGUACUGUACCACAUGCUUUCAAUCUUCACGGCAGAGAACAUCCACUAUUCUCUGUUUGGUGAACCCAGCUCCAGCCCCGGCUCCUCCUCCUGUGGAUCAGCCUUCUCUUUCUCCUGCUUUGUGGAGACCACACCAGCUCAGCUCCAGUCCCUCAAGACUGGACUCAUGGCUAGUUGGCUCCUGCUUUUCCUAGUCAUGAAGGCCGCCUACAGGGUCUACCUUGAUGGUAUCUGGAAAGAGACAGUCAACAGCAAUAGGAGACUCCUCCUUGUGCGACCACUCUGUGCAACCAGUCAAGCCAGCCGCUCCUGCAGCCCUAUCUUGCAGGAGCUGUUGUUCACUUCAUGGACUACCACCCUGUCCUCUCACAACACCCAUCUCUUCCAUCACAUGCCAGAGACGGGAUGGCACAAGAGGGUUCGGACCAGGACUAGCCAUACCCUGACCCCCGCCCCCACGGUGCUAUCAUCACCCCAAUCAUCCUCAUCUUCAUCAGGAGUGUUGUCUCCUCUCAGGCACAAGAGCACCUCACAUGCCUCUCCCAGUGGGGCAAAGUCACCAGGAUUCACCUUUGCUGGAUCAGGAAAGAGUCCUUCCAGCCAGGGUAGUGAGAGUCCUGCAUUCAAACAGGUGAGCUCUCUGAUCGCUCCUCGUAUGAGACCGGUUACUGUCAGAAGAUGCCAAAGGACUGAUAUGCCUGCCUUCCUCUUCAAUACUAUACCAAAGGUAAAUGCUGCACCUGUGAACUUCUACUGCAAGGAUCGUCGUGAAACCUACCAACUCUCUAGACUGAGGCAUGGUGAUAGCAUAGAAGCAAUGCAAUGUGUCAAGUAUGGUUCACCAGAGAUCUACCAGGAGAGAAGGUCCAAUCUACUCAGACCGCCUGCUGUCGGGGGUCUCUCUGCUCUCAAACCACAUUAUGGAUAUACGAAGAUACAGAUACCAGACAAAGACUACUUGGUGACGGACUCAGGGAAGAUGCAUGUGCUAGAUGACCUCUUGUCUCAGCUAAAAGAUCAAGGUCAUCGUGUCUUGAUCUACUCUCAGAUGACAAGGAUGAUCGACAUCUUGGAGGAAUUCUUAUGGCAUCGCAAACACACCUACAUGAGGUUGGAUGGUUCUUCUAAGAUCUCAGAUCGCAGGGACAUGGUGGCUGGCUUUCAGUCAAGAACCGACAUCUUUGUGUUCUUACUGAGUACCCGUGCUGGUGGUCUAGGUAUCAACCUGACCGCUGCAGACACAGUGAUCUUCUAUGACAGUGACUGGAACCCAACAGUAGACCAGCAGGCCAUGGACCGGGCCCAUCGGCUGGGCCAGACCAAGCAGGUCACAGUCUAUCGGCUCAUCUGUAAGGGUACCAUAGAGGAGCAUAUACUGGAGAGAGCCAGGGAGAAGAGCGAGAUCCAGAGGAUGGUGAUAUCUGGUGGACACUUCAAGCUGGAGCAACUCAAACCCAAAGAAGUUGUCUCACUCCUUCUUGAUGAUGAGGACAUUGAAAUGAAGUUUCGGAUGAAGCAAUCUGAGAAGAAGAGCCCAGAUGACAGACCUCAAAGCAAAGAAAGAAAACGCAAGAGAGAUAAAGAUGGAGAAAGUGUGAAGGAAGGUUGGAAGAAGGUCAAAACCGAGGUCAUAUCUGACACUGCUAACGUGUCUCUUGAUGGAGAUGAUUCUAUUCUCAGUGUGGACUCUGCUGCUCCUAGUCCAGUCAGUGUGGUAUCUGUUGGAAGUGAGAGCAACCACGCCCGUUCCCUGUCGUUAACACCGGUACCACAGGAUGAGAACAGUAACGAUGGUCUGCUCAUCGUUGACGAAGCCUCACCCAGUCAGUCCAUAGAGGGCGAUGAUACAUCACCAGCUGGCAAAUCUCGAGCUGGGGUGGGUCGUGGCAUGCGGACCAAGCAAUCCCCGGGUGCAGUGAAGAAGACCAGUCAGAGGAUUGGUAGACCCAGGAAAGGGAUAGCCGCUGCAGCAAUGGCUGGAGCUAGAGCAGGGGCUGUAGCCGGGACUGCUGCUGCUUAUGCUGCCUAUGGCUUCAAUCUUGUGGGUAAACAAGAAUCCAGUAGUCCAGCAAGCACCACUCCUCCUCCCAGCAUAGCCACAUCAGAAGGGCUCACUUCUCCAUCCGCAUCAACAGAAUCAAUAGCUGGCUCUACUACAUCUCCUCCUGCAAAGAAACAAGUUUUUGAAGUACAGGCAACAGGAAUACCAGAGCCAACUCAAGACAGAGGUGGUACAAAGACAGGAGAUAGUAAGCCACAAGAGGAAUGUAGUGCAAGUGAUGCUAAGGUGGGAACAAAGACCUCUCCCAAACAAGAGAAAUCUGCUUCUCUCUUAUCAAAUUCAGAUGGAACUUUGGUAAAGAACUCACCUCCUAAAGCAUCAAGUCCAGGAAAAGUAUCACUCCAAGUUCGUCCAAGUGAAGGGACAGUCCAUGCUCUCAGGAAGUCACCUGACUUGGGCAAAGAGCUGACCAUGACGAAAGGUCACACACAAAACAAAUCAAUCCUGUCGGUAGUAAGCAACCUAAAAGCUGCUGAUCAAGAGAGAAUGGCUUACCAUAUCAGUCUGGCCAAAUCCGAUGGGCUGAGUCCUCCCAAAGAGUCACAUCCAAACCCCAUAUCGCUUGUCAAAAAUGCUUCUGGUCAAAUCCCAACUUCUGCUUUGCUCGAAGAGUCCAAACUAAUGGUGACAAGCGACCCUGAGAGCACUACAUCACUGGGAAAUGCUAUUCAGCACAAGAAACCUGAUAAUUUUGUAACUGUGACAACGGAAUCCCAGAAACAGCCUGGAACCUUGAGUAUGCAUUCUCUGAAAUUGGAAAAACAAGCACAGAUGUCUUCAAUGCUGCAGCAAUCUAAACCUCAAACUAUAGGACAAUCAGGAGAGCUAGCAAUGACAUCUCCUCCAAAGUCUCCUGUUCAAUAUUCACCACGCCGUGCCAAGUCACCCAUCAGCUCUUUUUAUCGUAGUGAGUCUCCUGGUAGCUCUGGUCAUCGUAGCAAAUCUCCAGUUAGUGAUGCCUAUAACAGCAAGUCUCCUGUUGUCUCUGUCCAUGGCAGCAAGUCUCCUGUUAACUCUGCCCAUGGCAGCAAGUCUCCUGUUAACUCUGCCCAUCGUAGCAAGUCACCAGUAAGCUCUACCCUUGGUAGCAGCACGGCUCCUGGUAGUAAUGCUCUUAGCAGCAAGUCCCCUGUUAGCCCUGCCCAUGGUAGCAAGUCUCCUGUAAGUGCUACCCUAAUCAGUAAGUCUCCUGUCAGCUCUACCUAUCGUAGCAAAUCUCCUGUAAGUGCUAAGUCUCCUGUUAGCCCUGCCCAUGGUAGCAAGUCUCCUGUAAGUCCUACCCUAAUCAGUAAGUCUCCUGUCAGCUCUACCCAUCGUAGCAAAUCUCCUGUAAGUGCUAAGUCUCCUGUUAGCCCUGCCCAUGGUAGCAAGUCUCCUGUAAGUGCAACCCAAAGUAGCAAGUUCCCUCUUGGCCUCAAUGCAAACUCCAAGUCUCCUUCUCAUAAGAGCCCAGGUAGGCAAUCACCUGGGCAAGUAGUCCCACUAGAUCUACGUUCAAAACCUGUUGUCACAAAGCCAUCUGCUACGUCAACAGGACCUCCUACUACUAUACAGAACAGUAGUUGAUCCAUUAUAUCCAAUGCUCUAGGGAUCCACUCUAUGAAAUGCUCUAGGGAAUACUGGGCAGUUUGCGUAAACCAACAGAUAAUGUGGUGUCAUCUACCUCUGUUGAGUCAUUCAGUUAUGAUUUAGGAGAUAGGAUGCAUUAGACUCGUAGUGAGAAGACAUACUCAUAAACUAGGCCAAGCACCCCUUAGGCAGCUAUGUGAUACUCCUCAUUCAUGUGAAGAUUCCAAGCCGCUUUCCUUGAAGUCUGAAUUUUUAAUUUCCAAUUCCAAGCUUGGGCUAUUUUGGUGAAGUAAUAUCCAUUUUUUGAGGAGAAACUAGAUGGAAUAUCAUGUCAUGACUAGGGGCAAGGAGAACAUCAAAGAUUAAAGAUAAAUCCUAGCCGAGUCAUCAGUGAAGAUUAAGCCUGAUAUCACAUCAGAUGUAGACUGAUUAUUUUCUUUGUGCAACCUUGGUUAAAUCCUUAGCACAAAUAGGUUCUAAAUACAGCUACUUAAAAGUAAUGUUCUACAUAAUAGAAUAUCAUGUUUUGGGUGUGAUUACUUUUAUUGUAUUUGUCAUUGUCAUUUUCAUUGUCAUUGGACUUAAAUGAAAAAUGUUGGAUAUUGACAAAUGGGUACUACUGUAUGUUGUGUCUUACACUUCACCACUAUGCAAUCCUACAAGAAUGUUGCAAACACAGAAUGUUUGAUAUGUCAGAGAGUGUAUACAUUAGCAAGGUAAAUUCAUGUUGAUAUGAUUUCAGUCAUCAAAGUCGAAACCUAUACGACUCUUUAGCACCGAUGCUGUAGCGUAGGAGAGCUGACGGGUCUAAAUUGGCCUGGGUUUAGCUGCACUGUUGGCAGAGUACACCGGAGCGUAAUCCCCAAGAUGUUUUGAUAAGCCCUAAUAAUAGCGGAUCAGGCAAUACAGGAUUGAGAGGAUGAUGCUAUCGCUGAUCUAGAUUUACUCUGCCAGAGAAAGCAUGUUACCUCUAAUGACACGCCCAUUUCAUUUCAACUCAUUCUUCUAGCUCAUCAUAUUCUAGUGACAUUGACAGUGACAUGGUAUUCCAGCUAUCUGACUUAUGUCAUUUUCUCUCUACUUCCAUACUGUUUUUUUGGCAGAGGGUGAUCUUUCUAUGACAGUAGGUGCCUGCGCACUAAUGUGCCAACUGAAAGGAUUGAUUUACAUAACAUUUGUUGUUGUUGUUGUUGUUUGUUUGUUUGUUUGUUUUUUUUUGUUUUUUUGGGGGGGGCUAUGAAGUAUUUUCACCCAUGCACACCAGCUUUGAUGAUAAAUCACCCAUGUUAUGUAUAUUUUUGUACAAGUAGGUUGCCAAAGACGAGUUGGGCUCAUAUCUUUCUUUCUUUCUUGUUUUUCUGAAUUGGUUUUUCUUUUUUCUUUCUUUUCUUCUUUCUUUUCUUCUUUCUUUCCUCCUUUCUUUCUUGCUGUAUUUCAUUUUUUUUAAAAUCUUUUAUAAUUGUUUAUAUUUGUGUGCAUGGGUAUAUGUGUGUAUACUAUAACUAUCUCUCCCCCUCCAUCUCUCUCUCUCUCUCUUUCUCUCUAUUUAUUGCAUUUUCUUUCUUUUUUCUCUCCCUUAAAUGCUCUCUCUAACUCUUGUUUCUUUUCUUGUACCUCCUUACCCUGUAUCAUCCAACUAUCUCCCAAUCCCAGCAGCUCUGUUCUAUGCCAUCUACUGUUCCUCUAUUUGUGUUGUAAUUGGGUUGGGCAAAGCAACAUGCCACCAGACGAGAGGCGUUGUUUGAUCGCCGUCAUAUAGUGUUCCUAGGCAUCUUAUGGUCGUCGUGGCAACAGUAUGUGUAACACAAACAAAGUCGGCUCCAAGUUACGUGCAUGUUCAUGAUACGUGUCCCGGCCCACAUCAUGUUUCCGCGGCAAUGUAAUUAAAAUCUCGGUGGUAAAACAUGAUCUAAUCCAGGGUCAGCAUCUUAUUGACUUGUUCACACUCUCCAAUGAAUGUCCCCUCAGAAUUAAUCUCAAAUCAUUUUCCGCUAUGAUUCCAUUUAUUAGUUAUCUAUUCAUCUUUCACAUCUUUCCAUAUCUCACUCUUUCUAUCCCUCUUUCUUCAUUUCUAUCUCUUCCUGUUGAUCAUCAGCUUUUUUCUUUCAAUAUGAUUGUAUAAAUCUUCUCAUGAGAAUAUAUUGAUAAUUUGGAAAAUUUAUCAAUUCAAUAUUUCAAAAGGCUUACUCUUCAUUACGUUAUGAGAUUAAAAAAAACAUUCUAGAAAUAAAAGAAUUCAAAGUUUAUUUUAUAAAGGUGAGAUGGGAUACAGCUCAUGUGCAUUGCUAUUACACUAUCUUAGCAGUAUAUACCGAUAUGAUGAUGAUGAUAAGUCCUAUCUCGCAAGCAAUUUCUUAGCAGAUAUGCAUUUACGAUAGCUAUUUUACUAUGACAAGCUCGAAAAGACAUCCCUCAUCCAGUUAAUAAUUAAACUGAAGGCUUUCAAAUGCAUUAAAAGGAUUACACAGAAUGUUAUUUUAGCCGUGCAUCGCAUCUCAUUUAUAUGCAGCAAGGGUAUUAAGUGGGGGAACCCCCUCUGCUCAAUAGCAUAAGUAAUUGACAGACUGUAUAUUUUAUAUCUAUCAUGUGAAGCAAAUCAUUAUCUUGGCAGUUAAAUGAGCUCUCUAGAAGGGUUGAAUGACCUAGCAGUGACUGAUGGAUGGGAAAAAAAAUUCUUACAGAACAAAAAUGUUUAACAAUACAUAGAACAUAAAUGGGUGUGUUUUGGGUGAAGCAGUUUGCUAAUGUACUCUGAGAUGUUUUGGUUAAUUUCAAAACAUCAAACUCUACAGUGACAACCUUACUUAAAAGAUAAAAAAGGAAGACUGACAAUUCGCAGAGCAGAGAGGGAUCUUCAAAACUUAUGAAAGGGGCUAUUCCCAACCCCAAAUUAACAAGUUUAUGAUGAUUAUCAUAUAUUAUGUGUUUUUUAUUUUUCUAUUUGUGAAUAAAAUUUCCUAUAAUACCAUAAGUAGAUAUAUUUACCCAGUGAAAUGUGAUCACCAAUCAUAAAUUUACUAUUUAAUAACAAAUUUCUUAAACUGGGAUGGUUGAUAUUGCAUACUUUACUUAUGCAUAUGCAUACAAAGCAGUUAUUUCAAAUUCCUACUUACUCUCUUUUUGCCUAUGAUAGAGGUGCUUCAUAGAACAUUAACUGAAAUGAUAUCUAACGAUUUUACAUUUUGGACCUGUUUGUAUAUGUUAAGCCACUUGUAAUACUAUUAUGGCUGUUUAGCAUAGGGAUGCCCUAGACUAAAACACAUUUUCUCUGAGGUUUUUUUGUUUGUAUAAUGUUGUAUGUUCUGUUGUUCCCCUCGCCAAUGAUACAUGAAUUAAUUAUCCACCAUUGAAAACUAAAUAUUUCAUGAAAUUGAAUACACGCAACCUUUUGAUUGUUCCUGAUGAUACUUAAACUUGAAAGCUUGAGUGAUAUAAAACAAAUCUUGACUGCCCUGGACAUUUCUAAGUAAUGUGUAUUGGCAGCGACUUCUCCAUUGAUCCUGUGCAAUCAGUUUAUUGAGAAAUGAGCAUUACAUUGAAUCAGGAAAGGCUCAUUUGAUCCAAUAGGUUUGCUGUCAUCGAUGUUUAAAGAAGAUGGAGCUUUGAAUUGAUUGGUAACAUGAACUCAUUCACUCUCUGUCAUUCCAUAUUAAUAUCACCACCAAGCAUUCUCAAAUCUAAUGAGAUUGAAGGGUUUUUUUCUAGUCACAUACAGGGUCUAUUUUCAACUGAGAAACCGAUGUUGAGAGAAAUGUACCAGCUUGUUUUCUGUGAUGAAUGAUCUUUUAAUCUAUUACAAAGUCAAAAUAACAAAUGAUAUAGUAUGAACAAAUAUGUUUCAUUGUAAUAUACACCUAUCACUACAAAGCUAGCCCCUUUUUAAAAGGGAAAAUGUCUUUAUUUACUUGAGUAAAGGGCAUAAUAUUUAUUUUUUCAGGAUCUAAGUUUAGGAGAAAGAUGCUUCUUAACUUAGGUUCUUAAUCCAAGACCAUAAAUGAUGCACAGACUAAACUGCACUUGAAAGAGUUUCCUUUUGAAAUCAAAUUGCACAUUCUUGAAUUACAGUGUGAAAUUGCUAUUGUCUUAAGUAUUGUUUUAUUUGUUAUAACUGUUUCUUUGUUUUCCUGUCACUCAGUAAGGAUGAAUUUGAUUUGAAUUUUAUCAUUUUGAGAAUCUUUUGUUGUGUAGAAAUGGUUUCAAUUAUUAUAGGUACAUACAUGUACCAUCAGGGCACAUUGUUUUAUUUUCUGUGAUAUUGUAGGCAAGCUGGGAAUUAUCUUUUAAGUUUAUGCAGAUAUUUGUCAAGUUAUAUAUAUAUAUAUAAUGAUAUAUAGACAAAUUUUACAUAUAUUUCUUCAAAGGAAACAUACUGGUCAUUGCAAUGUAUUUCACACAAUGCACACAUGUUGAACGUAGCACUUCACCUAAUCACAUAUAAUUUGUCUUCUUUCUUUUUGUACUACUUAGUGGAACUGAUAUGAUUUUGGGGUAUUGUAUAUAUGACUGAUGAUGACACUUCUAUGUAUGACUGAAAGUUUAUGAGAUGUACUGCAUCAAGAUUUUGAAUAAGAAUAAAUGAUUAAUGUAUUCUAAAAAUGUA
Strongylocentrotus purpuratus (purple sea urchin) is the source of this 11076-nucleotide messenger RNA. It is a transcript of the gene ino80, whose product is annotated as chromatin-remodeling ATPase INO80. The coding region runs from base 330 to 6473 and encodes 2047 amino acids. Gene Ontology annotation, biological process: DNA repair. NCBI's taxonomy places the organism in Eukaryota, Metazoa, Echinodermata, Echinoidea, Camarodonta, Strongylocentrotidae. The record is from RefSeq and is a predicted model, not a curated record. Gene Ontology annotation, cellular component: Ino80 complex. Gene Ontology annotation, molecular function: DNA binding; histone binding; ATP binding. The transcript is spliced from 31 exons.